AAGAGCAGAACUGUCUACAAGACGCAGAGAGAAGCAGCACGGUGAUAACGCAGCAACACAACAAUCUCGUGUGAGAUCAAGCAGAGACUCCUAACAACUAAUUACAGACGACGGGGUGCGAUGCAGCAGUGUGAACAAAAACCAACCCACACUUUCAUUUGACUUCACACUAACAAAACAACCCCCCCCCCGCCCCAAUCGACCAUCAUGAACGUGAGCAACGUGACCAUCAUGAGCUGCAGCAUCCCCUCAGUGGAGUAUCAGUACUACCUCUUCCCAGUGGUCUACAUCCUGGCGUUAGUCGUAGGUCUACCGGGAAAUCUGGCCGCUCUCUUCGUCUUCACCUUCAAAAUCACCCCUCGCACGGCCUUCAGCGUGUACAUCAGCAACCUGGCCCUGGCGGACAUCGUCAUCCUCUGCACUCUGCCCUUCAGGAUCCACUACCACCUCAACAGAAACAACUGGGUGUUUGGGGACGUCGCCUGCCGAAUCACAGGGACACUGUUCUUCUCCAACAUCUACAUGAGCAUCUGCUUCAUGACUUGUAUCUGUGUGGACCGCUACAUGGCCACGGUGCAUCCUCACGCCUACCUGAGGCUGCGGAGGCCCUGGCGCUCUCUGGCUGUGAGCGUGACGCUCUGGUGCAUCGCUGGAGUGGCGAUCGUGGCCUUCAUCCUCAUGGGGCCUCUGGAAACAAAAACCGACCAAUCUGGACGCCACAGCUGUUUUGAGAACUUCGCCAAGAGCGAGUGGGACACGCGCCUGGCGGCGUACAGCCUGCUGAGCCUGAUCUUCUGCUCCCUGCUGCCCUCCGUGAUCAUCCUGGUGUGUUACCCUCUGGCUGUGAGGCGCAUCGCCAUGAUCAGGACUAAAACGGCCCAAAGAGCCGUGAGGGUCAUUUACGUCAUCCUGGCCAUCACGCUGCUCUGCUUCCUGCCCAACCACCUGGUGUAUCUGCUGCACCUCCUGCGACGCAUGGGUGUCAUCAAGAGCUGCACCGCUGCCAACCGCAUCUACGACGCCAGGCGGAUCACCAUGGCCCUCAUCACCCUCAACACUGUGCUGGACCCCGUGCUGUACUAUGUCACCACCGGCCACUGCAAAUGGAGCCGCUUGAAGAUGACGUGGCUGUGUGGACGAGUGCGGAGGACCAGAGGUGUUUAUACGAUUGCAGUGGACUGAGAGAACUGAACCUGUAGUUUUAGAAUGUAAAUACAACUCUGCUUCCUUGUCUAUAUAUGUAACUGGAGACUUUUAUAUAAAAGUGUUUAUUAAAAUUGUCAUUUUACAUCAAAAUAAAGCGACAGACGAAUACA
This is a messenger RNA of Paralichthys olivaceus (Japanese flounder), 1316 nucleotides long. Its product is annotated as lysophosphatidic acid receptor 6. NCBI's taxonomy places the organism in Eukaryota, Metazoa, Chordata, Actinopteri, Pleuronectiformes, Paralichthyidae. Gene Ontology annotation, cellular component: membrane. Gene Ontology annotation, biological process: G protein-coupled receptor signaling pathway. Gene Ontology annotation, molecular function: oxysterol binding; G protein-coupled receptor activity. The record is from RefSeq and is a predicted model, not a curated record.